Musa acuminata AAA Group (dessert banana) is the source of this 3743-nucleotide messenger RNA. Its product is annotated as leucine-rich repeat receptor-like serine/threonine-protein kinase BAM1. Lineage: Eukaryota; Viridiplantae; Streptophyta; Magnoliopsida; Zingiberales; Musaceae. The record is from RefSeq and is a predicted model, not a curated record. The transcript is spliced from 2 exons. Gene Ontology annotation, biological process: protein phosphorylation. Gene Ontology annotation, molecular function: protein kinase activity; ATP binding; protein binding. Bases 484 to 3504 code for a protein of 1006 amino acids.
CCUACGGAUCUCAUCCAGAUGCCUGCUCUCCUGCAUGCAGAAGAACCAGGUGGGUGUGAAGCACAAGGAUCAUCUCGCUUGUUCCGUCGCCUCUUGUUUCCGCCACCGUCACCGGGCAGUGCCCGACUCCCUGGCUCUUCUGGUACACUCACAGUUGCCUCCCUCAGCAUUAUUUGAAUGAUUACGCAUAACAAGAGCAACACGUCCCUUCUUCCUCUGUCCUCCUCCCCCGACUUCAGACCAAAUUUCCAACUCCUCUUCCGGUUACCAACACUAUAUUAAAAACAAAGAAUAGAACAAAGCCCUUCUCGAUUCCAUAACCCACAAAACCUCCAUGAAUUCACAAAAAGAAUUUAAGUUGCGUCUCCAUAAAACCCACGGCGUCCAGCCGACACUCCUCGGUUCCACUACGAAGCUCGGUCUCAAGAGCUCGAUAAUACCAUUAGAUAAGAUCAAGAAUAGGAGUGCGAGACAGACGAGGCAAUGGCGUCGCUCCACCGCCGCCGCCGCCACCUCUUCCUCUUCCUCUUCCUCUUCCUCCUCGCCCUAGUGCCAUGGGCUGCGGCAGCGUCGGAGGACGUGCCGGAGGCCGACGCCCUUCUCGCCCUCAAAGCCGCCAUCCAUGACCCCUCCGGGGCCCUCUAUGCCUGGAACUCUGCCGACGGCCAUUGCUCCUGGCCUGGCGUUGCCUGCGACCCUAUCCGAGUCUUCGUCCUCUCCCUGGACCUCACCGGUCUCAACCUCUCCGGCACUCUGUCCCCGGCCGUCGGCCGCCUCCACCACCUCGUCAACCUCUCCGCCGCCUCCAAUUCGCUAUCCGGUCCCCUCCCUGCGGAGUUAUCUCGCCUCUCCAACCUCCGCCACCUCAACCUCUCCAACAACCUUUUCAAUGGCUCCUUCCCCUCAGCUUUUUCGCGCCUCAAGAACCUCCUCGUCCUCGACCUCUACAACAACAACCUCGCCGGCACCCUACCGCCGGAGGUCUCCGAGCUCCCCAACCUCCUUCACCUCCACCUUGGCGGCAACUUCUUCUCUGGUGUCAUCCCGCCGGAGUUCGGCCACUGGGAAUUUCUCGAGUACCUCGCUGUCUCCGGGAACGAGCUCGGUGGCCCCAUUCCACCGGAGCUCGGCAACCUCACCCGCCUUCGCCAGCUUUACGUCGGCUACUUCAACAGCUUCGAGGGCGGCAUCCCGCCAGAGAUCGGCGGCCUCUCGGAGCUCGUUCGCCUCGACAUGGCCAACUGCGGCCUCACCGGCGAGAUCCCGCCGGAGCUCGGCAAACUCCAGAACCUCGAUACGCUCUUCCUCCAAGUGAACGGCCUCUCAGGCAGAUUACCGCCGGAGCUCGGUGGCCUCCGCAGCCUCAAGUCAAUGGACCUCUCCAACAACGCGCUCACUGGCGAGAUCCCCGGUUCCUUUGCCGAUCUCCAGAACCUAACCCUGCUCAAUUUGUUCCGGAACAAGCUCCACGGAUCUAUACCGGAGUUCGUCGGCGACCUGCCAGCGCUGGAGGUGCUCCAGCUCUGGGAGAAUAACUUCACCGGCGGAAUUCCCCGGCGGCUCGGUCACAGUGGCCGGCUCCAGAUUCUCGACAUCUCGUCGAACAAGCUCACCGGGACCCUGCCGCCGAACCUCUGUUUCGGCAACAGGCUGCAAACCCUCAUCGCCCUCGGUAACUUUCUAUUCGGCUCGAUACCGGAGACACUUGGCCAGUGUCAAUCCGUCAGCCGGAUCCGAAUGGGGGAGAACUACCUCAACGGAUCGAUCCCUGAUGGAUUCUUCAGCUUGCCCAAACUCUCCCAGCUGGAGCUCCAGGAUAAUCUACUCGCCGGCGUGUUUCCAGACACCGGCGCGGCUGCCAUCUCUCCGGACCUCGGCCAGAUUAACCUCUCCAACAACCGGCUCCUGGGGCCGCUGCCACCGUCUAUCGGUAACUUCUCUGGCCUCCAGAAGCUCCUGUUGAACCAGAACCAGUUCUCCGGCGGCAUCCCGCCCGAGAUUGGAAGGCUUCAGCAGCUGUCUAAGGUGGAUUUUAGCGGCAACCAGUUCUCCGGUCCGAUAGCAACCGAGAUUAGCCGGUGCAAGCUUCUAACUUUCGUGGACCUCAGCCGCAACAAGCUCUCCGGCGAAAUCCCACCGGAGAUUGCCGGUAUGAGGAUCCUGAACUACCUGAACUUGUCUAGAAACCAGCUCGAAGGGAGCAUUCCGCCGUCCAUCUCCACGAUGCAGAGCCUCACGGCGGUCGAUUUCUCCUACAAUAACUUCUCCGGCUUAGUCCCCGGCGUCGGCCAGUUCAGUUACUUCAAUGCGAGCUCGUUCGUUGGCAAUCCCGAACUCUGUGGGCCGUACCUCGGUCCCUGCAGCUCUAUGAUUCAUGGUGCCGGCUCUGUUCAUGCAAGGGUGCCACUUUCAGCCUCCUCUAAGCUGCUGUUGGUCAUUGGUCUCCUCAUCUGUUCCGUUGCCUUUGCGAUGGCCGCCAUCAUGAAAGCGCGGUCUCUAAAGAAGGCCAGCGAGGCCCGAGCGUGGAAGCUCACGGCUUUCCAGCGUCUCGGCUUCACCUGCGACGACGUCUUGGAUUGCCUCAAGGAGGAGAACAUCAUCGGUAAAGGCGGGGCGGGUAUCGUGUACCAGGGCAUCAUGCCCAACGGUGAACGGGUGGCGGUGAAGCGGCUCCUCGCUAUGAGCCAUGGCUCGUCGCACGACCAUGGGUUCUCGGCCGAGAUACAGACGCUCGGCAGGAUCCGGCAUCGCCACAUCGUCAGACUCCUGGGUUUCUGUUCGAACCACGAGACCAAUCUACUGGUCUACGAGUACAUGCCCAACGGGAGCCUGGGGGAAGUUCUUCACGGUAAGAAGGGCGGCCAUUUACUCUGGGAAACCCGGUACAAGAUUGCGGUGGAGGCGGCCAAGGGUCUCUGCUAUCUUCACCACGACUGUUCGCCACUGAUCCUGCACCGGGAUGUGAAGUCCAACAACAUCCUGCUCGAUUCAAACUUCGAAGCCCACGUCGCAGAUUUCGGGCUCGCCAAGUUCCUGCUGCAGGACGCCGGUGCCUCCGAGUGCAUGUCGGCCAUCGCCGGCUCCUACGGCUACAUUGCUCCAGAAUACGCAUACACGUUGAGGGUGGACGAGAAGAGCGACGUGUACAGUUUCGGCGUGGUUCUUCUGGAGCUGGUGACCGGAAGGAAGCCGGUGGGCGAGUUCGGUGAAGGCGUCGACAUCGUCCAAUGGGUUCGAAAGAUGACGGACUCCAACAAGGAGGGAGCGCUGAAGAUUCUGGAUCCCAGGCUUCCCACGGCCCCCCCGGACGAGGCCAUGCACGUCUUCUACGUCGCCACGCUGUGUGUACAGGAACAGAGCGUGGAACGCCCCACGAUGAGGGAGGUUGUCCAGAUUCUUACGGAUCCGCCGAAACAGGGAGAAGACCGCGAGACGCCCAUCAAGGAAGCGGAGCAGCAGCAAGCAGCACAAAGCACACCACCGCCUGAUCUCCUCAGCGUUUGAAUUGCUGGGGAUCCAAAAGUUUUGCUCCACGCAGGGCUGGGGAGAACUCUUCUCUACGGCUGAAGCGGUGGGGGGUUUAGGUUACUACGUAAUUUGGUUUCAGGUCCUCUAUUGUGUGCGUGAUCCUCGUAGCUCUUCACAUGCUGUGCUGCAGGUGGUGAUGGUUGUGUAGACAUCAAGGAGAGUUGUGGUUCUCUGUUGCCUGUUCAUGGAAAUUAGUAGGAUGAAAAGUUUAUGGA